CAGAACGACCCCGACGGGUGAAGUUAAAAACCCACGAAACAACCAAUUCUUGGCUUUUCUCGCUGUGGUUUUCACACCUGACUUUAAUUGCUCGUGCCGCAAUCGAAGACAACGCCGUGAGAAUUUCUAUCAGGCUUUAUUCUCAUUACUUCCCUUCUACCUGACGGCUUUACCGAAAUAACAAACCCAAGAAUACGAAUUCACGCGGUCACGAAAACUCCAAAUCGAACCGCCCACAAAACAACCUCUCCCCUGGACGCGUGGCGGCGCAGACGAGCCUCUUGCCGCCAGUCUCUGGCAACAACAACAGCAACAACAACGACGACGACGACAACGAUGAUGAUGAUGGAGGAGGAGGAAGAAGGAGGAGCGAUGGAGACGAAGGGGAUCUGCGUGAAGGUGGCGGAGCGUCUGAGCGAGGGCCGCAUCGCCUGCCCCGACGUCAGCCUCCAGCACUCGGCCCUCGCCGCCAAGGAGGUCGUCGCUCGCAAGAUCAACGUGGCCCCCGUGCUCAUCGACCUGGUGUUCUGCGGGAAACGGCUCCAAGACAGCCAGAGCCUGGAGUCGUGCGGCGUGCGGCCCGGGGCCACGGUCCACGUCCUGCGGAGAGCGUGGCCUGAGCCCACGGCCCGCCCCGAACCGGUGGACAAAGUGGAGGCACAGAGGGCAUUGCGGUUCCUGCAUUCUGCCAUCGCUUCCAGCCUGACUCACAGGGAAGCUAUAUUCAAAACUCUGAAUAGCAAAGAAUCAUUGGAUCAGCUGGUCGUUGCAACACCUGGACUCAGCAAUGAUCCAAUCGCCCUGGGAGUACUGCAAGACAAGGAUUUGUUUAUGCUGUUUGCUGACCCCAGCUUAUUGGAUAAGCUGAUUGCGUCGCACCCAGCCCUGGUGAACGCCAUGGUCCUGUUGCUUCACUCAAUCGUUGGCAGCACGCCGCUAACUGGCAGCGGGGCCUCCGCCCGCCAACGUACUACGUCGGCCAGCUACGACAUUCCAGGUGGCUUUGCAUUUGAUGGUCUUUCUGACGAUGAGGAGGGUGAGCAAUCGCAGUCCGGGGCACUGGACCAGCAAAUGGUGGGAACGUCACGGCCGAGCAGCUUGCGCUACGCUGGCUCCUCCGGUCCUCGACCCAUCACCCAGACAGAGUUGGCCACAGCCCUGGCGCUUGCCAGCACGCCGGGAAGCAGCGCUAACACCCCCACGUCCGGCCUGCAGGCCUCCACAGCAACCUUCACCAGGAUUUGGAGCUGCUCAGCCUUCCACGUCUACCGGUGCCAUUCGUCCAGAAAUCUUUACCCAUGCUCUGCAGCAUGCUCUCAGAGCCAACAAUCUUCCCUCUGCACAGCCAACCCAGUGGAGGGCGCAGCUGCAGCAGCUCCGCGCCAUGGGCAUCCACGACGAUGGGCUGAGCCUACGCGCGCUGCAAGCCACGGGAGGGGACAUCCAGGCCGCACUGGAGCUCAUCUUUGCCGGAAUGGCUCCGUAGAAUGUGGAAGCUUGUACGCAGCAUCUGAGGCUGCCCUCCAAGUGCACAUCGACUCACAGUAUCCUGUUACUGUUUAGAUCACUUGUCGGUCGCAUGUGCUUAUCAGCUUGUGUUAUCUACUUAUAUAUGUAUAACUUUUAAGAUGCUGUGGACUGGUGACAGGUUCAAAUUGGCAGGCAAGUAGCAGUGGUUUUGAAAAAGUAAGUAAUUGCUAGCAACCGUCACUUCUCAUGUAUAUAAUUUAAUAAAACGCUGUCAAGAUGAUUGAUGUGUUUUCAUGAGCGUUGGUGGCGGGUUUAACGACAUAUUUACACGAUCUAACCCAAAAAACCCCUUUAUUAUGGAUAUUGGUCGCGAAAGCCUUCGUGUUAAAGUGAUGAUGGCGGUGCUGAGGAUUGAAGACGGCGUGGCAGCCAAGGAAUGGAAGAGCCAGCAGCAGGCCGUAGUGGAGAUUUAGCAAACAGCUUGUUUGCAGAUGCAAUGUGGAUUGUUUUGCAUUGCAAGUCCGCAAGAGAUGGACUUGGCUGCGAGGCAUUCAACAGUGGAUAGGUCAUUGGCUGAUUGCCAAUGAGUUUAAUAAAGCCGGAGUUAAACUGGCGAUCUCGUUGAAUGAACCCCAAAAAUAAUAGGCACUUUUCUGUUUCAGCCCGUAAAAGUAAGUUAGUUCUGCAAACUUUAAAUCGAAAGUUCCCGUUGCAUGAUUGCCAAGAAUUACCACCAGGGGGCAGUUGUACGUUGUGUUGCAGUAUCAUUAAUGUUCUACGAAGGGCUAUUGCACGAAACGUCGCCUGUUACAUAUAUUUCUCAUUUAAAGCAGUGUAAUUGACGAAAGCGAGGUUUUUUUGUUUGUUACUCGUGAUGGAGGAGCGGUGUCGCAAUAAUUAGCGUGCUGCAUCAUGACAAGCCCCUCUGGUGAGUGGUAUCUGUGGGUGUCCCGCGCACCCCCCUCUCUCCUUCGCCAUGGUCACUGGGUGGUUGCUCCCCGGCUGUUACUUGUACUUUACAACUCCAGAAUGUUGACGGGCUGAGAAUCGUGGAUUCUGAAGCAGCAUUUUUUUUCUCUCUCUCUAGCUUAAUGUUGACUUACCUUAUUAUCCAGAUUACACAACACUGGAAAGUAAGGUCCACCAAAAAAUAGUUCCCGGUAUCAAUUAGGUUAUACACAUCUUGUGACGCACAAACACACACCCAACCCUGUCGGAUUAUAAGACACACUUCCAGCAUUUUGAUUCAAAUACGGGGUGGGUCUUAUAAUCCAAAGAAUCCGGUCAUUUUCAGCGUCUUAUCAUCCAGAGCAUCCGGUAAUUAUAGAAUUACGAAAUAAUAACCGUCGGAACUGCGAAAGAUGUUUCAAGGUUUUAUUGUGGUCUUGGAUUUUGCCCUGUUACAUUCUGCUUCUCAGCGUCAAAGUCUCCGAAGUCUGGGGUGUCAUGAUGGGGAGAUGUGAACUACCUCGCCUUGAUGUGCAGGAGGUCGUGGGCUGAAUCCCGACCCUGACGCCUGUAUAUUUGGAGUUUGCACGUUCUGCUCAUGGUUGCUUCCGAAAAAUACCUGUACAAUUUUAAAUAUUUAAUAGUCAUACACAGCUCUGAAAAUCCGUAGCCUGCAUCUUUGCCCAGGGGUUACGAGGUUAGGCUGGCACAGGCUGUGAAUUGAAGACCCCUGCGUCAAAUUACUUGGCUUUCUGGAGAAGAUAAACUGAAUAAUUUAUUGACUGAUUAUCCAGUUGGGAUAUUACCUUUGCCCAGUUUGAUUCAUUUUAAAUACAGUUUGAUGUAGCCAGUUUAUUACAGUACAGUACAUCGAGUAUGUUGCUGACCUAUCCAUACAAAUUGUUUAAUAUAAUCCUCUCAUUAUUUUUGUCAUUCAAUACCCAAUGCAAGACCCUUCCUGCGAAAUAGUAUUGAAACGCAGGCUUUAUUGGCUAAAAAAGGAGUUGUGUAAUUUAAUACAGCAAUGAUUAUGAUUGUAAUGUAUGAGAUUAUUGUAAUAGAUGAACAUUUGAUGCAAGACUAUGUGCUAUGAAGAAGGGCCUUUGUAAAAAAUGUCACCAAUGAUAUUUAUUACUCCGUUUAAGACCACAAUCCCAUGCUGGUGUACUAUGUUAUCAUAAACCACCAAUUCCAAAUUCAUCGGUGGAUGUCAAAGUAAUUUAGAUACAAGGCCAUUGUCAAUUAUAAGUGGUGGAUUAAUUUCCAACAAUGUAGAAGUUUUGCCUUGCAUAAGUUACGCAUUUGAUAAGUUAUGACAUUUGAAAACUAUGCAAUAGUGUUUACCCAGAGAAAAAUACAACUCUUGGAGGUAACUGGAGAACCCAGAGGAAACUCAUGCACAACAGGGAGAACGUACAAACUCCACGCAGAAAGGCGCCCGAGUCGUGAGUCGAACCCAGGUGCGUAUUACUGUGAGUUGCAGGCCACUACGUCUGCAAAUUUGCGCGCGUUACAAAUUGAACUAUUAUAUUAUUACAAGUGUUACCACUGCGCCACCCUGCCGCCCAAAGUCUAAAGUUAUUCGCUUCUUCAGCUUAUCGGAAUCAACCACGGCCUUGUCACCAGAACCACGAACCCUCUCAACCAUGGCCUGCAUCACGGCCUGACCUAAAUAGUACAUCCAUGCGUCUUAGUAUUUGAUCCCAGCUGGGCCGUCAGUGUCAUGUUACGAAGCACAUUUUCUAGACACGCUUUUGGUCCUUAACAUGUUUGGGCUCAAUGACAGUUGUCCGGACUAAAUAAACAAUAAAAAAUUAACCCGUAAAAACUAAGUUUUUAACUAUAAAUCUUUUAUAUGCGUGGCAUCGGGGCGGCUAGAGUCCUCUCGUCCUCUGGCUUGAGAUGGCUGCCACCUAUGGGUCAGAUGAGUGUCUGCCAUCAUUAAGCAAUUGGUAAUUAAAUAUUUUUAAAAAAUUCCCUAAACAGUGUAAAAUUUUGGAACAAAUUUUCACGAAAAUGCAUUGUCACGCACAACGAGUCUGUGUGCAAAAUAUCAGCUCGAUUGGAUCACGGGAAGUGGGUUAAAAAACGACCGAAAAAUUUGCACGGUCCUAAGCAAGCAAGCAACUGAACUUAAUAUAAAGGAUUUAAAAACACGAUACAUACAGCGCUUGCAUUGCUUUCGUGGUAACCCAUCUAUUAAAAACAACAUAGCGUGUUUCCAUGAGCGUCGAUGUCAACUGUGAUUGAUUGACACGCAACAGUGGCACGUCUCAAAAAUAAGGGGAAGUCACGCAAGCAGCGAGUCACACAAACAACAGGCCCCUGUGCCUUUGGGUCAACGGCAUCAAAAUAAACCCACGGGGGAAGUCAAAUGUCAAUUUCUUAAGUUGUAUUCUUGGUUCUUUCGGUAAAGUCACGUAGAAGGGAAAUAAUAAAAUAAUAUAAAUAUAAAACAAUAUUUUGUUUUAUUAUUUCCCUUCUACGUGACUUUACCGAAAGAACCAAGAAUAUGAAUCCCUGCAGUCACGAAAGCUUUAAAUAAAAAUUUCUUAAGUUGUGUUUGCGUUUUUGACACGCGAGUCGGGAGUUCAUCCAUUCACGAUUACAUUUCACACGCACCCGUCCCUGUAUUCCAAUGAACCAUUCGCAAGUGCUGUCAUGUGUUUUUGUGGUAUUCCUUGUAUCGUUAUUGCCUCCGUGAUAUUACAUUGACGUGUAUCUUGAUGUUUCAAAAUACUGUUGAGCAAUUUUUUUCUGAAAUCGAAUUUUUCUUGUUUUAUUACAAUCUGGCACCAAUGUUGAGGACUUUGUGUCUCAUCCAUACUGUCCUGGACUCCAACGCCGCAGUGCUGGUCACAAUCACCUCUCUUUCUGCCUCUUCCCUCGCACUGCUCGACUUGUUCCCCCAAUCUCUUUUAGGAUAACCUUGCUCACUCCCAGGAAACGUGCUAACUCCCGAUAUAUUACAUCUUUUCGACAGUGCUGCUUGUUUCUGGCCGUGUCAUGUCGUUGGGCUUUUGGGCCCUGUGCUCAGCAACUGUGUUAAAGAGAAAAAAAAACCCUGAAAUUUAUUCAGUACUGGCGGAUUUAAAUAAAAGCACGAUUUAAUUCA
Lethenteron reissneri (Far Eastern brook lamprey) is the source of this 5533-nucleotide messenger RNA. RefSeq names its product ubiquitin like 7 (gene UBL7). NCBI's taxonomy places the organism in Eukaryota, Metazoa, Chordata, Hyperoartia, Petromyzontiformes, Petromyzontidae. Gene Ontology annotation, biological process: ubiquitin-dependent protein catabolic process. Gene Ontology annotation, cellular component: cytosol. Gene Ontology annotation, molecular function: polyubiquitin modification-dependent protein binding. The record is from RefSeq and is a predicted model, not a curated record.